Messenger RNA from [Candida] anglica, 3284 nucleotides. The record is from the annotation of a GenBank genome assembly. NCBI's taxonomy places the organism in Eukaryota, Fungi, Ascomycota, Pichiomycetes, Serinales, Debaryomycetaceae.
GGGCUCAUCGCUUAGAAGCAGUUCCAAUUGCAUGCAUGAGAGCCAGUGCCAAUCCCAAUAGAAAUGGAGGCGGCUCGUACGGCCUGACUUCCGAGAAUGGCGGGCACGGCCAUGACGACGAGAACGACCAGCAGCAGCAGCAUCAAGAUCCGACCAAGUUGCUGUUUGCAACACCUACAACAGGGCGAAGGAAUCAACAGCUUAAAACGCAAGCCUCGGUCAUUCUUGCCCAGACCGGCGAACGGGUGCAAAGAUCUGUGUCGUCCUUCAGUCUCGGGUUUGAAAGUUUUAGUUUCCGGAGCAGUGACGACGACACAGACGAAGAGAAUGCCGUCGAAUCUUCGAGUCUACUCGGAAGGAAUUCUGGCGGCCAGAUAAGGCGACAAUGGACCCAAAUGAAGGAGUUUGUCCAUACAGAGAUGUUCCGAAAUGUGCUAAAGUGUAGCUUGGCGUAUCUCAUUGCCUCGUUGGGGGUGUAUUGGCUGACCUUUGACGAUUUUUUGGGCAGAACAGACUCCAAACAUGUGGUGGCCACGGUGGCGGUUUAUUUCCAUCCUUCGAGGUCCAAGGGCUCGAUGCACCAGACCUUGGGGUUUGUAGUAUGUGCCGUGGUGUUCAGCUUCAGUAUGUCGUUCCUUUGCCGGGCAUUACUGGGCUUUUUCUUCAAUCAUGGCGAGGAUGAGCUUUGCUACACGAUCGAUUUGAUUGUGAGUUCCUUCACCUUGGGGGUGGUUGCCUUUAUGAAGCAAAAGGUGAACAAGCAAACGUUCAAUACCGCGUGUUCCUUGGCAUCGAUCAGUUUGGUGUCGUGUAUUAUCAAGGAGGGCAGUACCAAUGCCCUGGAAAUCCCCAUUGAACGUUUGUUGUCCACUUUGCAAGUCAUUUGCACUGGAUGUGCCAUCUCGGUGCUCAUCUGUUACUUUGUAUGGCCCGUGUCUGCCGUGAGACAACUCCGGAAGCAUUUGAACGACUCGUACAACAUCAUGUCUUCAUUACUUUCCAUCACCGCCAAUCGAUUUCUAAACGGGGAGAACAUUUCUGCUAAGGAUGUUGAAUUUUUCAACUCUCUCAAUAAGAAUAUUACCCUGUUGAACCUUUCCUUGGAAGAGGCCAAAUUUGAAUUGCUUUUGGUUGGUAGAGAAGAGGAAUGGUUACUUUUCGUGAAACUUGUAUCCACCACCAAGGCGUUGGCUAGACACGUACAGGCGCUCCGUUCAUCGGUGGAAAUGCAAUGGAGUUUACUCCAUGAUCAAGAUGAAAGUGAUGACUCCACUAGCAUCAGUAGUGGACGUCAUUCCACCGAGUCAUUGAUCCAUCUUUCUCAAAGUGUGGAGAAUAUGGCCAAAAUCCAAACUUCUUCAGGGGCCGCGUCUGCUGCUGCAGCAGCCGCUGUGAGUGCAAAUACCGCCAUAACUUCAGGACAAAUCUUUGACUUGUUUGUAUACUAUUUGGCCCCCUCGAUGAAAUCAUUUAUAUUCACCAUCAAGAACAUUUUAUCUGAGGUUCCCUUUGAGAAUUUCGAUGGGAUAACUAACAAGUUUGCCCCGACGGACACGUUCCAGCACUCAUUGGAAAGCGCCACGAGACUAUUCCAGAGCAAGCAAGCCGAUUCAUUCGAACGGUUGUACGCACAGGAGAUUUUCCGUAGAGGAGAUUUAAACGAUAACAAGGACUUUUUCUUUAAAACCGACCAGGAAGAAGUGACAGCCUGUUGUGGCAAUUUCCUGUCAUUAUUGGGAGAAUUUUCACGAGAAUUGAUGAAGUUUUUGAAACUAACAGAAGAGUAUGACGAGGCAAGAGGCAGUAGUAGAAGUUGGAAAUGGUUGAGAAGGAGGACAACCACCACCACAGAUGCCGCGAGUGAAGAGACCAAAUCAGACGUAGAUGUAGAUCUAGUAGAUUCCGGGGAACAACAGGGACUCAAUGAAGCCCUUUUAAACUUCCAGAACCAUUACGAAGAUGAUCUGAAGAGAAGGAAGAGACAUCAAGAAAAUCAUAGUCAGGACGACAUGCCCCUUUCAUUCAAAUUAUGGAAGACUUUGAAAAUAUUUAACCGUACCGACACUCAAUUUGGUAUUCGAGUUGGAUUGGGGGCGUUUUGUAUUGCCAUAUUCGCCUUUUUACCACGAACCAAAGAACAGUUCAAUGAAUGGAGAGGUGAAUGGGCUCUAGUGAUCUAUUGUAUCAUGAUGAACAAGUCAGUUGGAGGCACCACCAUGACAAUAAAAUGGCGGUUCAUUGGGACGUUUUUAGGAUGUUAUGGCGCAUAUUUGAUCUGGUGGUUGACCGAUGGGAAUGGAUACAUCUUAUGUUUGAGUGGGUUCCUCAUAUCUAUCCCCAGUUUCUAUAUCAUUCUCUAUUGGAAGCAAAACAACCCGUUUGGUAGAUUUAUCUUGUUGGCCUAUAAUCUUACUGCCUUGUAUUCAUACAGUAUGACCCAGAAGGACACCGAGGACGGCUUGGAAGGUGGAGAUAACCCAAUCAUUGAAGACAUUGCCUUCCAUAGAUUUGUCUCUGUUUCGGUCGGAAUCGUUUGGGCAUUGACCAUGGCGUCUCUAUUCUUACCCAAUAGUGCUCGUGCCCGGUUGAAGAAGGGGUUGACCAUCUUGUGGCUCCGUAUGGGGGUCAUUUGGAACAGUGAUCCAUUGGAUUAUGUUGAGGAAAGGGAAGAAAGUCGACUCUUGGGAUUGAAAGAUCAAAAGGGUUUACAUGAUUUACUUCGAGAAUGUGAGACUUUGCUUAAACAAGCGCCCAAGGAAUUCAGAUUGAAAGGUCAAUUCCCGAAGCAAAAAUAUGAAAAGAUCAUACAAUGCACCUCCAACAUCAUUGACGCGUUCCAAAACAUGAAUCUAAUGAUAGAAGUAGACCCUGCCUUGAGUGCCAAUGAGGAAUAUGUGUUGAAAUACAUCAGCGCUGAACGUGCUGAAGUGGAGCAUCGGAUCUUUUUAGUGUUCUAUAUGAUUGCCAGUGCCAUGAGAUUAGGGUUCCCGUUGCCCAGCAAGCCGGCUUCCACGGAACAUGCAAAGGAUCGUAUGCUUUUCAAACUCAAUGAGAUUCGAAGUAACACGGCUGUGAAGAAAGAUUUGACCUUGACCAAUGAAGAUUAUGUUCUUUUAUACUCGUACAUCUUGGUCACCAACAAGAUAUCGCUGGAGUUGGAUAAGAUCAUUUUACUAGUGAAGGAUUUAUUGGGGAGCAUCAACGAGGAGAUCUUUGAGUUGGUUUGAUCCAACUGGGGGGAGAACAGUCCCAAGAGAAAAGAUAAACUGGCUGGUCCGGCAAAA